AUGGGGGACAACAGUGAGACUACCAACAACGCCGCACCAGCCCACACCAACGGUCAGCAACAUCAUGAGCUUAUGGCGAUGCUUGCCACCAUGAGAGAGGAGUUGCGAGACACUCGUGAGCAAGCCGCGCGUCUCGAACAACGACAACCGAGGGCUCCCAACGCAGAACUCCCACCAGCUCGGAGGAACGUGCGAGCCCCCCGAGACCAUCACCCUGAGGACUCGGAGAUGGAUAGCAUGCUGGAACUAGAGGAGGAUCAACCCCCUGAUCCAUUAAACCGGCGUCACCAGAGGAGACAAGACCCUUUGCUCAGAAACAGGCCAAGAGAACAAGAGCAUAGGGAAGUUAACAAUGACGUGAAACUAACUCCUCCCACUUUUGCAGGCAAAUCAAACCCUGAGGUCUAUUUAGACUGGGAGAGGCGCUUGGAGUAUAUCUUCGAGUGUUACAGCUAUGGAGAGCUCAAGAAAGUCGCGUUAGCUGCGGCUCAGCUCACCGACAAUGCAUUGGCAUGGUGGGAUUGCACCGUGGCCGAGAGGAGGCGACAAGUCUUUGGCCCAAUUCAAACGUGGCACGACAUGAAAUACCUACUGCGGUUGAGGUAUGUGCCCAAACAUUAUCAUAGGGACUUACAAAAACGUUUUCGUAAGUUGACACAGGGAUCAAGGAGCGUUGAGGAGUAUUUCGAAGAGUUCGAGAAACUCAUGAACUCCUUGGAGUUAGAAGAGUCCGAGGAGGCUCUCAUGGCUCAAUUCGUCGAUGGUCUUCAAGAAAGAAUAGCUCGGAAGGUGGAGCGAGUUAAGUAUAGUGGCCUGCAUGAGCUAUUACAUCUCUCGGUGCAAGUGGAGCAACAAAUCAAGAGAAAGUCAUCUCUCUCAAACCGAGGCCUAAACAAUCAGCCUUGGCAAGCCAGCACCAGCAAACCCCUCGACAAAGGCAAAGCUAUAGAGAUCGAAUCUCGAUUCAAGGGCAAAUCCACCGAGCCUCCAAGGCCCAACAAACCGGAACAAGGUAAGUUCCAAAACACUAGCCAAGCUAGAACCCGAGACAUUGUUUGUUUCAAAUUUCAGGGACGAGGUCACUAUCAGCGAGACUGCCCCAACCAACGGGUCAUUGUGGUUACUCCAAGUGGAUAUGAGUCCCAAGAUGAAGCCGAGAUGGAGGUGAACAGUGAGGAGGAAGAUGUGGAGUACCCCGACACUGGAGAGUAUCUAUUGGUGACUCGGAGGGUUCUGAACGUUCAAGUGCAACCUGAGGAGAUGGUACAACGAGAAAACUUGUUCCACACGCGAUGUACAAUCAAGAACAAGGUAUGUAAUGUAGUCAUCAACGGUGGGUCUUGUACUAACGUGGCUAGCAAGUUUAUGGUGGACAGAUUAGGUCUUGAAAAGACAAAGCACCCGCGGCCCUACAAGCUACAAUGGCUUAAUGAUGCCACAGAGCUCAAGGUAACCGAACAAGUCACCGUACCGUUCAGCGUUGUUAAAUACCGAGAUAAAGUGCUAUGUGAUGUGGUGCCAAUUCAAGCCGGGCAUUUGUUACUAGGUCGGCCUUGGCAGUUUGACAAAGCUACCCUACACAACGGCCGAACUAAUUACUAUAGCUUCACACACAUGGACCGUAAGUUUAACUUAGCACCCUUAAGCCCAUCUGAAGUUCACGAGCUUCAAAGUAAGAUGGCUCAAGAGUCUAAGUCUAAGUCUAGCUUAUAUAUUACUUAUGGAGGAUUAAACCAUGCUUUAAGUGCCAAUGGCACUAUGUUACUAAUGCUUUACAAAGAAUGUCUAAGCGCAGAAUCAACAGAUAUGGAGAUUCCACCAGAGGUCAGCUCCCUAUUAGACAGGUACAAAGACAUGUUCCCUGAAGAGAUCUGA
Eutrema salsugineum is the source of this 1875-nucleotide messenger RNA. RefSeq lists its product as uncharacterized. NCBI's taxonomy places the organism in Eukaryota, Viridiplantae, Streptophyta, Magnoliopsida, Brassicales, Brassicaceae. The record is from RefSeq and is a predicted model, not a curated record. The coding region runs from base 1 to 1875 and encodes 624 amino acids. Gene Ontology annotation, molecular function: nucleic acid binding; zinc ion binding. The transcript has a single exon.